Molecule: messenger RNA, 1012 nt
Organism: Oncorhynchus masou masou (cherry salmon)
Lineage: Eukaryota; Metazoa; Chordata; Actinopteri; Salmoniformes; Salmonidae
Product: leucine-rich melanocyte differentiation-associated protein-like
Exons: 7
Coding region: 195-902 (235 amino acids)
Biological process (GO): melanocyte differentiation
Molecular function (GO): protein binding
Source: RefSeq, a predicted model, not a curated record
AUCAGCUGAUUCGGAAGAAGUAUGCGGAAGAAGUAAAUUCGAAACCUCAAGUAACCAAACAAAAUAGUGACCUUUUUGGAAAGCUACUGACAGUAAAGUUUUUAAAUUUUAUUUUAAAGCAGAAGAGUACCUGUACCAGUUCCACUCCAGUAGUUAUUUCACAGAGGUAGCCUAGUAACUGAACUGUCAUCAUCAUGGCAUGCAGCGACUCUAUGGUCGCAAUGAAUGGAACUCAAGUUUCCUAUAUUGGACAUGACUGUGAGGACAUCCCAGAGUUCCUUGGAAAAAAAUAUGGAUGCUUGGCAAGACGGCUAGAUCUCAGCUUCAAUCAGCUAAGGUCACUGGCUGGCCUGAAAGCGUUCACUGGGCUGGAAGAACUGGUCGUCGACAACAAUCUGCUCGGAAACGACCUCCAGUUGCCCAGGUUACCCACCCUCCACACCCUGACACUCAAUAAGAACCAACUGACUGACAUCGAGGCACUGCUGGAACACUUGGCGGAGGCAACUCCGUCGCUGCAGUACCUCAGCCUGCUGGGAAACGAGGCCUGUCCCAACCAGCUGGUCAGCCUGGACAAGGAUGAGGAUGACUACCAGAGAUACAGGUACUUUGUUCUGCACAAGCUACCCACCCUAAAGUUCCUAGACACUAGGAAGGUUUGUAAGACAGAACAGCAGGAGGCUGAGGCACGGGGAGCCUUCAUGAAGGUGGUUAAACCCAAGUCAUCAGACAUGGUGGCCCCAGGUGACCCUAAGUCUGAGAGUUCCUCCACACUCUACACCCCUCUACCCAGAGGCUCUAGAGAUGGCAAGAACCACAAAGGUGUGCUCGCCAAGUGCCGUUACAUCUACUAUGGAAAGCAUUCAGAAGGCAACCGGUUCAUCCGCAAUGACCAACUCUAAUGGACCGACGGAGACACACAUACACACACAUAUACACACACACACGCACACGCACGUACAUGCACACAUAUAUAUACACACACACACACACACACACAUACACACACACA